AUGGGUGGCGACAAAAGCUGCCGCCAUGUACGGCAAGCUAUCCGAAUUAAUGAAUUCCGUCGUGAGCUUAAGAAGCAACCACAACUUUUCUGUCAGGGGUGUGUGCCAUCGCCAUCAAGCGAGCUUGGAACCGCCACACUUCAAAGUUGGGAAAAAUAUCUCGAGGACGUGGAUCUUGUCGUGUGUGUAACUUGUGGCUUUAUAGGCUGUUUUAGUGACGGUCACUUUAGUCUCCAUCUUCAAACACAUCCCAAACACUUUGUUGGGUUUCAAUUCGCGUCGAAAACAUUUUGGUGUGAACCUUGUAAUAUUGAUAUUCCAAUAAACGUGCGGCCAAAGGUUGAGAACGCUCGGUUGGAAUUUUGCAGUAUAAUUGAGGAAAUUGCCGCGAAAAAGAAGCGACAAAUUCGUAGUCAAAUGCGCUCUCCUGCGGCACAUCAAACGCCAUUGUCACCCAUUAUGACGCCUAAUAGCUCAGAUAGUAAUGGAAUUGAUCAUGAUAUUGAUGUGGAGACACCUCGAAAGUCUCGAGAAGUGACAACUAAUGAGAUUAAAGCUGAUGUGGGACGAACACAUGCUUUACUGGAUAUGCCAUUGAAAACAAAGGCACGAGAGGACAGAAUGCGACGAAAAAUACUUCAAACAGCCAUGAAAAGGGAACCGAUGCAAGAAGUACAAGUUUCAUUGAAUGACCACGUUACUGGGACAGGAGAUCUACCAAAUACGGUGCUCGGAUUUACAAAUCUAGGCAAUACUUGCUACUUUAAUGCUGCCAUACAAGCACUUUUGACAGCCACGCAUUAUUUUCCGGAACAUACGCAUAUUGACGACGUUUUAGAGACGAAAAGAACGCCUAUUAUCACGACUUUUACAAUGUUACAUGAGACGGUGAGAAAACGUGCGCGGAAAGCUUUUGCUGAAAAAGAUUCUAUUGAUCGAAGAGGAAAGAGUAAGAGUAGUCGAUCAGUGCUGACUGUAGCGCCACUGCUGAAAGAGAUGCGCAAUAAGUUUUCACAGUUUCGUGGCCACUAUCAACAAGACGCUCAUGAGCUCUUUACUAGUUUCUUAUGGGCCAUUGACGAAGAGAUGGAUCCUCCAUUGCCUUUUGAUACUGAUGCUAAUGACAUCGAUGGUAUUGAUGACAGCACCACUUCCAAUUGCACAGGGAAUUCUUCGGAAGUACCGGAUGAUGAUGAGGAUUCGUCUCGACAAAUUCAAGGAAGAUGGACGGAAGAAGAGACAACGGAGAAUGAACAAACGAUAGAAGGAGAGCACGAAGUCGAGGAAGAAGGCAGUGAAAGUGAUGUGGAACAAGAGGAAACGAAGCAGAUUUUUGUCAAAACUGAAACAGGAGAAACUAUCUCACUGCAAGUACCGAAGAGUUCUACUGUACAGCAAGUGCAACACUUAUUGGCAAAGAGACUUAAUCUCAAUGAAGACGACAUGAUACUAGACGGUUCUGAAAUCGAAACUCGCGCAACGCUUUCGUCUCGACCGUCUGCUGUGCUUCACGCUCGAGCUGAGAAGCGACAAAUGUAUUCAAGACUAAAUUUGACACGCAAUUUGUUUGGUGGCGCGCUGACGACUGCAGUAACGUGUCAAGCAUGUGGCAAUCGUACCGAAAUUGUCGAAGAUGCGUUUCAUUUAAGUGUCUCGAUUCCAACGGUGCAACACCGAGAGUUAACGACUAGAGACUGUCUUGACAACUUUGUGGCCGAGACGCAAUUGCUCGUAUCAGCUAAUAAUGGUUACGAUUGCGAAAAGUGCUCACGACAGCCUAAAGCUCGUAGUGUUGCUGGUCUAUUCAUGCGAAAAAAACGUCUUGGAUCGAACAAUGAACCUGAGAUGGAAGUUGUUUUGCGAGAUGCAUCGAUGCAGUUGUUUGUGUCUGCAUUGCCUCGUGUUCUUGUUGUUCACAUCAAGCGACUCGCACGUUCGAGAAAGAUGACACAACACAUUGCCUUUGAUGAGAAACUUGACAUGACGCCUUACGUGAGCGAAAUAUUGCGGCAAGGUGGCGGCGAUGCAAAGACUCAUUCACUUUCUUUUGAACUCAUCGCUGUUAUCGUGCAUAUGGGUAACAAAAGAUCGGGACACUAUGUUGCGUACGUGAGUCGCUCUCGUCGUCGUGAAGCACUCCUGCUACCGCGUUCACGCAAGCGAGAUGAAGGAGCAGAAAAGAUCACGUCUCGAAGGGGUGAUGGCCCAGCACGGACGUGGUACUACGUCUCGGACACAGUCGUUAAACGAGUGUCUUUCGAGCACGUUUUACAGUGCGAAGCAUACAUGCUUUUCUAUCAGCGUCGACCAAAAGUCGCCGGAACAAAGACACCGACACACUCUCCAAUUGUUGACACGGAACGCUCGCCGACAGAGAUGUCACUAUGA
This is a messenger RNA of Plasmopara halstedii, 2388 nucleotides long. RefSeq names its product ubiquitinspecific protease. Gene Ontology annotation, cellular component: nucleus; cytosol. Gene Ontology annotation, molecular function: zinc ion binding; cysteine-type deubiquitinase activity; cysteine-type endopeptidase activity. Lineage: Eukaryota; Oomycota; Peronosporomycetes; Peronosporales; Peronosporaceae. Gene Ontology annotation, biological process: protein deubiquitination. The transcript has 3 exons. The record is from RefSeq and is a predicted model, not a curated record. Bases 1 to 2388 code for a protein of 795 amino acids.